This is a messenger RNA of Amphimedon queenslandica, 1605 nucleotides long. RefSeq lists its product as uncharacterized. The record is from RefSeq and is a predicted model, not a curated record. The coding region runs from base 51 to 1577 and encodes 508 amino acids. Lineage: Eukaryota; Metazoa; Porifera; Demospongiae; Haplosclerida; Niphatidae. The transcript has 11 exons.
GAAGAGUUUAAAUGAAAACAGAAAAGACUGCAAAAUGACUAUUUUCUUUAAUGCCUUGUCUGUCUUUUAGGAGAAAAGAUGAUUGGACACAAUAUCCACUCACCAAGUCACUGCAAAUACCAGCUACAGAAUCUGAGCUCAAAAAUGAGCUACAAGUUAGCAAAAAGCAAUUAAGUGCAUUGAGGCUUGAAAAUGAGCAGUCAAUCACUUCUUUCAAAGUAAAAAGAGAUGAAUUGCAAGAAGAAAUUUUCCUGCUAACUACUCAGUCAUUAAAAUUGCAAGAAAAUGACAAGAUCCAACAGGAGAAAUCAAAACAGUUUGAAGUACUACUGAAAGAGUUAGAGGAUUCUAAAGCAGCAUUGGAAGUUUCAUUGGCUGAGAGUAAAAAAUCAGCACAAACAAAAGUUUUGGCAGAACAUGGUGAAGUGUUGAAAGCUGAUAAGCAAAUUGUAUUCAACAAACAAGUUCCACACAUUGAAGAUGUCAUUGACUUGUUACAGAGAUUUAGUUUUCCUGAGACAAAAUUUGAAGAGCUUGGAAAGGCACUAGAUUUAAAACCACUAUUAGAUCCACUGUUUUUAAACUUGACAAAUCGUAGGUCUUUGACUGAUUGUGUCAUUCAGUGGAUUAGAAAUAGUAAAACAAAACCUCUUUUUGCCUCACUGUUACAUGCUCUCAGAUCUAUUAAGGAAAAUGCUAUAGCAGACAAAUUAGAUCAAGAGAUUUCUGUGGAAAGAACUCCUGAUCUUGUUCUUGCUGCCUUUGAUAAUCACCAUGAUAACGUUCUCUCAUAUUCUCUGUCAGAUCCUGUGGCAGUUGCCAAUAUACUUUAUGGAGAAGGUAUUAUAACAGCAGAAGUAAGGGGUAGUGUGUCAGACGAUGAUAAUGGUCGUAAGAACUUAUUAUCUGCUAUCAGAAAGUCUAUCAAAAUCGAUUAUUAUGUUCUGGAAAUAUUUGCUGAUGUAUUGAGCAGGUUCCCUCUGAAUGAGCCUUUUGGAAAGGCUCUACUCAGAGAUUAUGGUGCCAUUGUCAAAGUUGAAGCAAAAGAAGAUGAAUACUCGCCUUAUCAAAAAUUGCCCACUUCAGUCGAAAUUAUGGUUCCUCGUAGCAUAAUUACAGAUAUUUCUUCCAUAAGAAUUGCUUAUGGUAAAAUGAUGUAUAAUGUCGGUAAAGUUUUGAAGAAUAGUAUUUAUGAUUUUGAAGCAUUAGAAGAUUUUAUUGGUAGCUGUAACAGUGAUCUAAAGAAUGAUCUAAUUAAAGCUCCAUCUCACAUAAUGCCUGUGAUAAAAAAAGGAUGUUCGUUGAUUGAUACUAGCCUUGUUCGUGCUGUGGCAGAAGAGUUUGAGGUCUCAGAAGUUCAGAUAUAUAUUGAUGAAUAUAAUCAUGUUUUUGAGAACUUCUGCCAAUCAUUGUCUGUGGCUCUGUCACUGAAGGAAAAGGUUGCUGAUUCAAACUGUCAAACAGUUACUUACACCUUAGAUAGGAAACCAGAUGAGAACAUAUUAAAGGAUAUAAGAGAUAUUCUCUCAAAAAUAUCUUAUGAUAAAUUUGUGAUUAUAGAAUUUUUUGAACAGUAGAUUAUGUCAAAAAUAAUUUUUAUUGUAA